Mytilus trossulus (common blue mussel) is the source of this 2348-nucleotide messenger RNA. RefSeq names its product thyroid peroxidase-like. The record is from RefSeq and is a predicted model, not a curated record. The coding region runs from base 113 to 2173 and encodes 686 amino acids. Gene Ontology annotation, molecular function: peroxidase activity; heme binding. The transcript has 13 exons. NCBI's taxonomy places the organism in Eukaryota, Metazoa, Mollusca, Bivalvia, Mytilida, Mytilidae. Gene Ontology annotation, biological process: response to oxidative stress.
UAUAUAGUACAUAUAUAAAAUAAACCGCAUAUAUAUGUGAACAAUUCCAUUUCGCUUUUCAUAUAUCGAGAAUUGAGAUCAUCAAACGGUCUGUUUCGUCUAAUAUUUUGAAAUGGAUGUUCGAUUCGGAUUCAUAUUAGUGUUUGUCUUGCUUCUACAGACUGUGGAUGCUGAACUGAAAAAAUCAUCGUUGUCCAAGAUAGAAGAUGUAUUAGAAUCAGUAUUUUUUGGCAGAAGAAAACUUUCAGAAUUUCGUAAACUAAAUCCAUUAAGUAAUGAAGAUGCCAACCUGCAACACCAAAUAGCUCCAGUUAAAUCUGGUCGUUCACACCAAAUGGAGUCAGAUGCUAUAAUUAAACAUGAAGCUACAAGACAUUUAAUGGAAAAAACAGGAAAGACAGCAGAUGAGCUGAUGGCAGACGAAGUAAUCAAUACUGCCUUCAGAGAACUUAUAUGUCCCUCAUCAACGGUUAGAUGUACACCGUCAGAAUACAGAACAAUGGAUGGGUCCUGUAACAAUAGGAAUAAUCCAGAAUGGGGCCAGUCCUUUACUGCUCAGAGGAGAUUCCUUCAACCGGUUUAUGCUCCCGGUGACCUGCCAAGAAAUUCAAGAAACCUUCCUUCAGCAAGGAAAAUAAGUAACGAUAUUUUCAAAGCCACAGAAACUCUUCAUGAUAGACAAUAUUCUGGACUUGUUAUGGCAUGGGGACAACUCAUAGACCAUGAUAUUACUAAAACCCCAACAGCAGGAGAUAUUGACUGCUGUGACACAGCAAAUGCAAACAAUCCAAUCUGCUUUCCUAUUGAUGUACCUGCAGGCGAUGAACGUUUUUCAAAGUGUCUCAAUUUUGUUCGAUCAGCAGCAGCAACAUCUUCGACAACAAAAGGAUGUUUGAAUGAUAAAAGAGAACAAAUCAAUGAACUUACAGCCUUUAUAGAUGGUGGAAUGUUGUAUGGGGCAUCUGACGACGAACUUUCACUUCUCAGGGAUCAAACUAAUACACAUUUGCUGAAAACAAAGGAACCUGGAAACUUACUACCCACGGGAACAAGUUUUUGUCUGAUAACAGACGACCAAACUAAUGAUUAUUGCCAGCACGCAGGAGAUAAUAGAGUAAACGUUAUUCCAACGCUUGGUGCUGUGCAUACGCUAUUGGUUAGAGAACACAACAGAAUAGCCGAGGGACUAAAAAAUCUAAAUAGACAAUGGAAUAACGGCAAGGUAUUUGACGAGACCAGAAAGAUUAUGGGAGCUAUUAUUCAGCAUGUCUCGUACAAUGAAUGGCUUCCGAUAGUCGUCGGUGAUCAGCACAUGGACCAAUACAAUCUGAAAUCUUCUGAGAGAGGCCAUGUCAGUUCAUACGAUUCCAAUUUAGAUCCUUCUAUACGAAACUCGUUUGCUGCUGCUGCUCUGAGGUAUGCUCACUCUUUGAUAAUGCCAACACAAGCAUACCUCGACAGAACCUACAGAAAUGAGGAGAGUUUUAGUCUCGAGACUCAGCAGUUAAAUCCACACAUGGUCGUUCAAGAAAAUGGUGGACGAUUGGAGGAUCUUGUGAGAUGGACAACUUACAAACCAUGUAUGACAUCUGAUAGAAUGUUUGAAGAUGGAAUACGUAAUAAUUUAUUUGGCAUAUCAGAUUUGCCUGCAAGGAAUGUGCAACGCGGACGAGACCACGGACUACCUUCUUACAACGAGUUUAGAUCAUUUUGUGGCUUACCCCGGGCUAACAAUUUCAACACUGGACGAAAUCGUGGUGGGUUACGUGACCAUUCCCGAGAAAACGCAAGACUAUUGGAACAAACAUAUCAAUCGAUUAAUGAUAUAGAUCUGUUUGUUGGUGCUAUGACAGAACGACUUGCAUCGGGUGCUGACGUUGGUCCAACAUUCGCAUGCUUGAUCGCCAAACAAUUUGAUGUGUUAAAGAGAGGUGAUUCAUUCUGGUAUGAAAACCAAGGACAACAAGGGUUUUCUGAAGCAAAGGUAAAUGCCAUAAAAAGAGUGAGACUUUCCAGUCUGUUGUGUGAACAUUUUGGUUUAGCUACCAUCCAGCCUGACCCAUUCAAAAUAGAAAGAGAAGGGAGAUGUCCAGGAUCAUCAGAUAUAGAAGACAACUGUAUGGUUAGAUGUUCAGAGUUGAGACUCUUGGACUUGAGGCCAUGGAGAGUAUAAUCGAUGGUUCAACAUUUUAAAGUUUCAUAUGUACCUAUACCUCAUCGCAGAUGUAUUCCUCGUUUUCAUUUCAUGUAUAGAUCUACCUCCUACUAGUUUUAUUACUCAUAUUUAAUAAGUAUUUGAUUUUAAGUUUUUUUGUAUUUUUUUUUAAAUAAAGAAGAAAAUGUUUAAA